Ciona intestinalis (vase tunicate) is the source of this 18551-nucleotide messenger RNA. Lineage: Eukaryota; Metazoa; Chordata; Ascidiacea; Phlebobranchia; Cionidae. The record is from RefSeq and is a predicted model, not a curated record.
UUGAAGUAUUUAUUUGUACAUUUAUACUUAGCUCGAUAGACACGUUAUUAGAAAGGUUGGGCUUUAAGUAGGCCUGUAACGAUGGAUACAACUGCUAAGAACAACAGCAUUAAAACACGCCGGGCUCCGAAGUAUCACAGCACUAUAAAAAAGAGCAAUGACCCAGCGGCUAGUAUGAAAGAGGGCGGUGGGGGAAGCUUAUUGCGAUCUGCUCGGUCCGGUAACCUAGAAAAACUAAUCAAUCUGCUGGACCAGGAGAAUGUGGACAUCGGAACAUCCAACAGUAGCGGACUGACUGCGCUGCAUCUCGCAGCCAAAGAAGGCCAUUGUGACAUCAUAAAUGAACUACUUAAGCGAGGUGCUGACAUCAACCAAACUACCAAGCGUGGGAACACCGCUCUACAUAUCGCUUCACUAGCUGGUAAACUCCCCGUUGUUGAACUUUUGAUAGAAAAAAAUGCCGACCCAAAUGCACAAGCACAGAAUGCGUUCACUCCUCUGUACAUGGCAUCACAAGAAGGAAACGAGGCGAUUGUUGACUUUCUACUGAAACACGGUGCUAACCAAAGCAUAUCCACCGAGGAUGGGUUUACGCCACUUGCUGUCGCCCUACAGGAAGGCAAAGAUCGCGUAGUAUCGCUGUUACUUGACAAUGAUGUCAAAGGUCGUGUAAAACUACCAGCAUUGCACAUAGCUGCGCGUAAAGAUGACGUGAAGGCUGCCACUUUACUUCUACAGAAUGACAACAGUGCCGAUACCACGUCGAAGAUGAUGGUGAACAGAACGACUGAGAGCGGUUUCACUGCACUCCAUAUUGCUGCACAUUAUGGUAACGUUAAUGUUGCGACUUUGCUUCUAAAUCGUGGAGCUGUGGUGGACUUUACAGCCAAGAACGGAAUUUCGCCCAUGCACGUCUCAGCAAAAAGGGGACACACCCGAUUUUGCGCACUUCUCUUGGAACGAAAUGGGAAAGCCAGUGCUUGCACUCGUGACGGGCUUAUCCCGCUUCAUUGUGCUGCCAGAUCUGGUCACGUACCUAUUGUGAAGUUAUUCCUUGAUCACCCAGACACCCCGAAACUUGCGAGAACAAAGAAUGGAUUAUCUAGUCUUCACAUGGCUACUCAAGGAGGUCAUGUAGACGUAUUGAAACUUUUAUUAGACCGUGAAUACUCUGUUGAUGACGUCACAUCGGAUUAUUUAAGCCCGUUACACAUCGCUGCACACUGUGGUCACGUGGAAAUAGCGAAGGUUUUAUUGGAUCAUGCAGCACAUGUUGAUUGCAAGGCGUUGAACGGAUUUUCUCCGCUUCACGUGGCAUGUAAGAAGAAUCGUUUAAAAGUAAUUGAACUCUUUAUCGAACAUGGAGCAAACAUCGAGGCAGUAACUGAGUCGGGUCUGACUGCAAUGCAUAUUGCAUGCUUCAUGGGCCAUUUUGAAAUUGUAAAAAUGCUGUUGGAACGAAGUGCAAAUUUGAACACGAUCAACGUGAGAGGCGAGACGGCUUUGCACAUGGCGACAAGAUCUGGCCACGAAGAAAUCGUCACGUACUUGCUUCGUCACGGAGCCCAACCAGACGCAAGGAAACAGGAAUCGCAGACUUGUCUCCACCUUGCUGCAAGAUUGGAUAAAGUUGCAAUUCUGAAGCUUCUGAUCAAGUACGGAGCUGCUGUGGACGCAGUGAUGCACGACGGUUACACACCACUGCAUAUAGCUGCCAAAGAAGGUCAUGUCGUGAUAUGUGAAGUUCUAUUGGACAACGGAGCUUCGGUUACGCGAACGACAUUGAAAGGGUUUACGCCGCUUCAUCUUGCAGCGAAAUACGGACGUUUAGAAGUUGCCAGUUUGCUGCUAAAGAAUCAUUCAUCUCUGGAUAGCGGUGGAAAAGAUGGUUUGACUCCGCUUCAUGUAGCUGCACAUUACGACAAUCAACAGGUGGCGCUAUUGCUCCUCAAAAACGGAGUUUCACCCCAUGCGUCGGGAAAGAAUGGUUACACACCACUCCAUAUUGCUGCAAAGAAAAAUCAGAUGGACAUUGCCCUAACGCUUCUCGAAUACGGUGCUUCUCCGAACUGUAAAACACGAAUGGACGUUACACCACUUCACCUCGCAUCACAGGAAGGUCACACAGACAUGUGUAGCAUCUUGUUGGCCAAAGAUGCCAAUGUUAACGCAGGGGCAAAGCAUGGUCUGACUCCGAUGCAUUUAGCUGCACAGGAAGACAGGAUAUCAGUAGCAAAAGUUCUCUACGAUAAUGGAUCUCUUGUGGAUCCGUUGACAAGAUCAGGCUGCACACCUCUACAUAUCGCAUCCCAUCAUGGAAAUAUCAAGGUCGCCAACUAUCUGCUUUCUCUCGGUGCAAAAGUCAACGCAAAAACCAAAAACGGUUACACUCCACUACACCAAGCCUCACAACAAGGUCAUACUCAUGUUGUCAAUCUGUUGUUGGGAUACGGAGCCUCACCGAAUGAGCUGACAAACAGCGGCAACACGGCUCUCUCAUUGGCUAAGCGCCUCGGCUACGUCACUGUCGUGGAUACACUGAGAACUGUAACAACGGAAGUAACGACAACGGUGUCAGAGGAGAAGAGAAAGUUGAAUAUUCCUGAGACGGUGAAUGAAGGAUUCAUAUCAGAUGCUUCUGAUGACGAAGAAGACGGAAUGGUUGGCGGUGGAUUCCUUACUAACACUGAACUUAAGGAACUUGGGGAUGAUAGCAUCGUUCCCACUGAAGCUUCUAUGUUUGCUGUUAGCAGAGAUUCUCGCUAUUCUACAUUGGGCUACAGUGCAUCAGAGAGAAGAUCAUCCUACUCGUCAUCGGUUAGUGAGAAUGAUAACAUGAAGUCAAUCCGCAGCCCUCGAUACAGCGGCUUUCUUGUAUCGUUCAUGGUCGACGCCCGUGGUGGAUCGAUGCGCGGUUCACGUCACCCAGACAUGCGAAUUAUUGUUCCGCCGAAAGCGUGCAGUGCCCCUACCAGAGUCACGUGUAGGUUGGCGCGUUCACGUCACGGUUCCUCGCCGACCAACCUCUCAUUAUUUGAUGGGGAAGGCAAAGCAUCUCGAGUGUUGGAGCUCGGACCAAGAGGUGGAAGUUUCUUAGACCAGCUGCAUAGCCCACGCACGUCGCCACCCCUCACAGAGGGCGAAGGUUUAGCUGCCAAGGUGGUUCAGCUUGGUCCGAAAAAUACUCAAUUUCUAGGACCUGUCGCCAUUGAAGUUCCACAUUUUGCAAACGUACGUGACAAUAAUCGUCAGCUGGUUGUGUUGAGGAGCAGUGACGGUGAAACAUGGAAGGAACAUAAAUGGCCGUGUUCUGAUGAACAAUUCCUAAAACAACAUCCUACACAAGAUUUGGAAUCAGCUGAAAAACUUGCAAAGCGGCGUGUCUUCCGUGUUAUUACAUCUGAUUUUCCAAGAUACUUUGCUUUGGUUACCCGUCCCACUGAAUCCUCAAGAGGGGUUGGAGAGGAUGGUGGAGAGAUUUAUUCCGAGGUUCUACAGCAAGCUAAAGCAAAAUUCCCACAAGGAUCUUUAACCAAAAAGAUUGUAGUUUCACUGCAGAUAUUGCCUAUAACUGCUGAAACAUGCAGACGUGCUGUUGGAUUAAAAGCAAAAGCGAGCUCAAUACUUACUAUUGAACCCAGAAGAAGAAAAUUUCAUAAGCCAAUUACACUAACUAUCCCAUUACCAGACGGAUCUGAUAUGAAAGACUAUCUCAGUUCAACUGAAGAUUCCACUUUACGCCUCUUAUGCAGCAUAUCAGGUGGUUCAGAUCCUGCACAAUGGGAAGACAUAACAGGGUCAACUCCACUUAACUUCCUAGAUAACUGUGUUUCAUUCACAUCAACAGUAUCUGCAAGAUUCUGGUUAAUUGAUUGCCGUCAGCCAUCAGAGUCUUCUAUUCUUGCACACCAGAUAUACACUGAAGCUACCAGAGUUCCUUAUAUGGCAAAGUUUGUUGUAUUUUCGAAAUCACACGAUCCCUUGGAAGCAAGAAUUAGAGUAUUUUGCCUGACAGAUGACAGGUAUGAGAAAACACUUGAAUGUCAAGAAAAAUACACAGAAAUAGCGAGAAGCAAAGACAUUGAAAUUUUUGAAGGAAGUUCAAUUUUAGUUGAAUGUUCCGGUAACAUCUCAACUCCCUUAAAGUCAGGACAACAUAAGUGCAAUUUCCAUUCAUUUACUGAAAACCGAGUUCAGCUUCAUGUAAAGGUAAGAGACUCUACACAAGAACCAUGCGGUCGUUUAACAUUCUACAAACUUCCACUGGGAGCACCAAAGACUCAUGGCCCACGGAAGACUUUAUGCAAUCUGAAUAUUAAACUUCCUAAAUAUGAAAGGGAUUCCGAGUCGGAUGAUGAGCACUUCCAGCAUGCACAGACUGUCAAAGGGAACAAUAUGGAGCCAGAAACACCUGAGCAAGCCCGGAAACGUUACUAUCUGAUUGAUCCAGCAUCAGUUGAUCUAAUAGAAGCAGAAGAAAAUUCGCCAGAAGAACUUGCUAGGGAUAUGUCUGAUGUUAUGGAGAAAUUAAACGAAGUAAAAGAAUUGUUAGAGCCGGGUACAGAAGACCCUGUUUCUCCAUAUCCAACUGAAAGUGUAGUAAAUAGAUCAAAUGUAAAAGAACAUGUUGUGGAAGAAUAUGUUGAACAAACUGCCCAAGUUGUUAGCCAUGUUAAAAAUCAACUUGUUCAAGUGAAAGAGUUAUUGGAAGCUCAAAUCUUCGAAACGUCAAGCACUAGUGCCCAGCAUCCAGAUUCGACUGGUUCUGCUAAUAAAACAUCCUCUCGGGAAACUGGUUCCAAAAAAUUACUUGAAACUCAUUUCCCUAAUGAAAAAGAGUUGGAACAUCUUGAAUCAUCUUCUAUGAUAUUUGAGAGAAGUGUGGAGGCUUCGGUUAUGGCACAAGAUACCACUCGAGGCAGACAAGAGGAUCCAAGAUUAUGUGAGUUACACGGGCAAGAAUCACAAACAGAAUCUACAGUGCGGCAAAUAUCCCAGGAUUUAGACAUGCUGACAGAACGCAUUGACCUUGCAAUUCAACAACCUCAUGAUAAAGAUACAUUAUCACUUACCUUUGAAGAAACUGUAGAAGCAUUAAACAGCACACCAAGAGAUAGUUUUACGCCGUUAUCUUCAAACAUUGGUUUCCAAGCCUCGCACUCAGAGGUGCCUACAGUAAAUGUUGUGUCCAAUUAUACAGAUUCAAGUCUCUCUGAUUUUCUUGCAAGUGACUUGGAGAGGGAAGCUUACCAAACCAAAGCUAUAAAAUCAAAUACCAACACAGAAACUGUUCAUGAAGCGGAAAUAUCCGAGAUAUAUACAGACAACCAACCAAUCUCACAAAUUGAUCAGGCCAUUCGAGAUAUAAAUUCAAAUGAAGAACUUGCAAAGUUAUUGUCAACCGACCUAGAUUCCCAAAAACAAGAUACUUCUCAUCAUAAAAUAACAGAUUCACUGGUAUUUGAAGAUGAAAUGGUUGAAGUUAAAACCAAAAAGCUUACAAAUGUUGAUUCAAGCGAUUCAUUGAGUAAUGUGACCGGUCUAUCAAGAUCUUGCAGCACAUCUUCAGUAAAGUCUGUGCGUUUUAUGGAAAGUGUUGUUGUGAUAGAUGAACAAGAGCUUCUCAGUUUGCACCAUGUUGGAAAGCAGAGCACAUUAAGAACAUCUGUGGAAAAUGUUUUUACUGAGAGCAGUGCUGAUGAGAGUGACACUGCUUCAUUGUCACUCUCUCCCCAGAGUACAGAUGGAGAGGAUUCAUCAACACUAGGUGUCUCACCUGAUUCUCCAAACCAUCCAACUACUUUACAAGAAAGAAUCUCUGCAUAUCAGACUGCAACAAAUCAGCUGCACAAAGAAGUGGAAAUUUUUAAGAAAAUUACUUCUCCUGCGGUUUCAGAGCAGUCUGGAUCUCCUACUUGUCAAUUCUCAUCUGUUGAGUCUUCUCCAAAGAAGAUAACAAAAGCGCCUCCUGUUUCACCAAGGAAAAAGGUUACACCACCUACAGUAUCACCACGACAUUCAUCUCCAAAAAAAUUACUCAUAUCUGAAAAAUCUAGUGAGGGUAACAAGAGUGAAGAAAUUUCUCCUGUUAUAGUUGAAGAAAGCCACAGUGUAAAAGAAUUGCUAAGUGCUUGGGAGCAGGUUCAGACACCAGUUGAAUCUCCAAAAUCACCAGCACGUUUCUCACGGCGUUUUUCUCAUGAAUCUACUUCAAGUAUAGAUUCGAAAACAGGAGAGUCAUCAAGAACUCCUAAACAUUCAAGAAAGUGGUCAAUGAGCUCAUCGGUAUCUAUUCCUUGUGAUGAGAAUAGUGUGAAAGAGAACACUAAGGUGGUGACAGUUCAAAGUACAGAGGAACAACACUUUCAUCCAACUAUCAGUGCAAUAAAUGAAUCAGUCGUACCACCUAAUUCUCAAUUGUCUUUACCGCAAACAAAUCAGGAAAAUCAAAAGAAGAAUUUAUCCGAAUCUGAAGACAGUGAAUCAACUACGUUAAGUCCAUUUUCUGAAUCAGAUAAGGAGUCUUCUCACCAACAAACAUCCGUAAGUGUUGAUUCACAAGAAAAUUUACUUGUUAAACCUACAUUGGUGAUGUCUGAAUCGAAAUCCAUUUCUAAGGAAGAUAGUGGUGUAGUGUUAAAUCUUGAAAAUAAGCCACAAGACUCUGGUUUAAAAAGCACAGAUGCAACACUGAAAAUAGACCGACAUGCAACAGGUGAAGGAACAAGGCAAAAGUGUGAUAACAAUUCUACACAAAUACCUGUUUCCUAUAAAGAGAGUAAUAUCAUCGAAAAACAAGUUUUCGAACAAUCUUACAUUGAAAGUGGUUCAAAUAUAGAAGUGAUAAUUAAAGAAGAGGCCUCUAAUAAAAUCUCCUUUGCCGAUACUGGUGCAGGUUUUUCCCAACACAAGCCUGAUGUGAAAGCUGUUGUAACAACACAAUUGAAUCAAAUAACGAAAGAUUCAGAUGGAAAGAAAGAGCAAAUUUUAACUGACUCAUUGGCCUCCUCUGUUGCAGUCACAGAUAAAAAUGUUGUUUUGUCUGAUUCAGAAGAUAUGAAACUUGAUUUUAAAGAUGUAACACAAUUACAGUUGACCGGUGAACAAGUUUCAUUUGCACAAGAAACAACUGAUACAUCAAAACAAUCUGAAAAUGUUGAAGACAACUUUUAUGUAUGUGAUGAAGCUAGACCUGUCAUAGAACAAUCAUUUACAGAAACUACAGAAGAGUUGGUGGAAGCUUCUUUAAAGCAAGAACAGGAAACAGUUAGAUCUGAACAUGAUGCUGUGCACAGUCAAUGUGCAAGCACAGAUAAUGCAUAUAUUGCAACCACUAAAGAUGAUAAAGAAUCAGAAUCUGAUGUGUAUACAGAAGCGCAUAUCGACAAACAAAAUAAGGAUUCCAACACAGUAUCUAAUGAAAAAAUGAAAAUUGAGGAUAUUUCCAUAAUGUCAACUACAGAUAUUGUUGAAACAAAAAAACAAACUUCAGAUUUUACAGAUGCUCAGAUUUCUGUUUCUCAAGAUUUAGAAUUUACAAAUAAAACACACAUCAGUGAGCCAACAGAAAUUGAAAACAAAAGUGCAGACAUGCACACUUCUUCUGUGACACAGAGAUCUGAAUUGGCAUUUAAUGAACCUGUCAAUAAUAUGCAAGAAGUAAACGCUGAUAAUGAAAAUGUUGAAAUUAGUCAAAAGUUUGUCGAAAAUUCUGUGUUUGUAGACACUACCAUUGCAGAUCAUACACAAUCCCUAAAGGUUGAUGAUGCAAAUGAAAUGUUGGACAAGGUUGAAAAUGAUAGACCAUUUACAACAAAAGAAUCUGAUUUACCUGCAGAAUUGUUAUCAUUUGAUUCAUCCAGCAAAAUGAUUGAAGAUAUGGCUGGAAAUGAACUUCAGGAAAAGUCAUCCUAUAAAGAACAUCUUAAGGCAGCUGACCAGCUUGAAUCAGAUAAAGAAAUUUGUGAAUCAAGUGGAACUAACUUUUUAUCUACCAAAACUGAUGGGGUGCAGGAAUAUGAGUUAGAAGUCUUGAAAAAAGAUGCUGAUUUCUUGGUAAGUGAAGAUAAGCAAGAAAUUUCUGUUGAAACUUACAGCUUGCAGGAAAUGCAUACGACAGACCAGGAUCAACAUGAGCCAACAGAAACUAGCUUAAACAAUAUGGGUGAAAAUAUAUUCCAAGAAGUAAUUAAACAAUCAAUUGUGCAGAAACAAGAAUCUUAUACUUUGACAGAUGAUAAAACCAAUGCAUCAACGGGAUCACAUUUGCACUUAGAUGAUUUACCACCAAAUUUGGAACCGGAUGUACUUGUAACUAAAUUAGGCUAUAGUCCUGAUUUUGCAGAGUUGAAUGCUGAUUAUAAAAGUGAGCCUCACAUUUUGGCACCCAGCUCAUCAGAAUCUUCCCCAAUCCACACACCAGUUAGUUAUCAAGAGGAAGAAAUAACAUAUGAAAGAAGUUUAACAGAAGACCAGGAAAAUGAUGAUUCUUUGGUUGUGGGUCAAGUUGCUCAGCUAUACAGCAAUGAAGAAUACAAAAAAGAUACAUGUGAAACCUUCGAUGACUCAUUAGCUAAUGUACAUGGGGAAAAUGUUGAACGCUUUUCCGAUGUCGACGAUGUAAAAACAAGUGAUCAAUUGCAGACAUCAGUAGAACCUCUGAAGAGCUGUGUAGUUUUAACUUCCUCGGCUAUGGUGGAAGAGAUGCACUUGAAAUCUGAAUAUGACUUUCAGGAAGCUCCCCAGCAAGUAGGUUCACUUGAACAACAGCAGAUGGUGGUUAAUCAAGAUGUUCCACUAGAAAAGAAAUCUAAUAUUGACAGUAAUGUGCUUGAGAUAAGUGAACCAAAACACCUGGAUGCAAAUGGUAAAUCUCUAGUUCAGCAAAAAAUUGAUGAAGAAAGGGCAUUGGUGGACCAGGAUAUGACAACCUGCAAUGUUUUGUCAAAAUUUAAAUACACUGAACAAGCUGAGGAUUCUAAGACCCAGCAGGAACCAAGCUGUUUUGCUUCAUCAACAAAUACCUCCGGUUCUUGUUUACCAAUACAUUUCAUGGCCAAUUUAGAUGAAGAUAAAACCAAUGACCCAAUAGUGGAAGAAAUUACUGAGGUGGUAACUUCAACUGCUUCAAACGUGGUGGUCGCGAAUAGUGUCACUAAGGUGGCAACAACAUCACACGAUUUUAUGGUUUCAACUACGGGAUCUUCCACCCUUGAUGCAAUCGAUUCCGUUCACAGAGCAUAUACUGAUGAUGCAGCUAGUGUUACUGAAGAAAAUAUCACUGCUAAAAAACAAUUGGUUCAGAGUGCAGAUGAGCAACAAGCAUCAUUGAAUACAACAAGCAUGAUUUUUCAAACAGUGAUUGAAGCUCCAAGUGAAGUGGAUGACAUGAAAGAAAGUGGUAAUAUUUACAAUGUAGAAGAGGAUGUUAAAAUUGUUACAACAACAGAUUUAGAAACAAAUCUUGUUGAAAGUGACACAGAAGUUUCUUUAAGAGAUGUGAACGAACCUGAAGCUACUAUUCCAUUGAAUCAAAAGGCUGACAGAUCUGAACUAGAAAAUCAAAAUGUUCCUCAUGAUUCCGGCAGACAAGAAAUUCAAGAAGAUGUGGAUGAGGUUCAUGAAGAUCAACAACAAGUUGAAAAGGAAAAUGCAUUUAAAGAACAUGAUGUUUUACCAACAAUAAAACACACUGAACAUACUGACAUGAGCAAAGAGUCACCUGAAGAAACUAAGUUUCAUGAUUUGAGUCUAAAAAGUUAUGAUACACAGUCUCAAGAAAAACAAAACUUUAAGAGUUUUGCUUCAUCAACUAACAACUCAGGUUCUUGUUCACCGAUACAUUCUAUGACCAAUAUAGACAUAGGUACAACGGGAGAAAAAAUGACAAAAGAAGUUACUGAGUUAGAAACGUCAAUGACUACAAACGUGGUGGUUGUAAGCAGUGUCGCCGAGGUGGCAACAAGAUCACAUGCUUAUGAUGACAAAAUUUCAACAUCACAAUCUCAAAAUAAUGAUAUGGUUUCUUCUGUUGACAAACCAGAUCUUGCUGUCGGUGGUCAAGAAGUUGUUGGCAAUAUAAAUGAUGAUUUUAUGGAAAACCAACCUGUGGAAAGUGUAGAUGGGCAACAAGUGUCUUUAAUUGCAACAAGCGUAAUCUCUCAAACGGUGCUUGAUGCUUCAAGUGAAGUGGAUGACAUAAAAAAAAGUGUUUACAACCUGGAAGAAGAUGUUAAAACUGUAACAACAACAGCACCAUGUACAUAUCAAAAAGAAAAUUGCACAAACAUUUCUUUAGAAGAAAAAGAAACCUUUUCAGAUUAUCAGAAUGUUAAUGUUAAUUCUACUCUUUUAACAAAUCAAGAGCCUAUGACGUCCGAACUAGAAAUUCAAAAUAUUUCUCAUGAUUCCAUCAAACAAGAAAUUCAAGAAGAUGUAGUUGAGGUGCAUGAAGAUCAACAUCAAGUUGAAAAAGCAAUCUCUUUUAAACAACACGACGUGAUUGACGGUGAUGUUUUAUCAACACUAAAACAUACUGAACAUCCUGAUAUAAAAAAACAACUUCCUGAAGAAAGUAUAAUUCCUAAUAUAAAGUUGCAGGAUUUCAAAACUCAUUCGGAACCAAGCUGUUCUGCUUCAUCAACAAAUACCUCCGGUUCUUGUUCACCAAUACAUUUCAUGGUCGAUGUAGAUGAAGAUAAAACCAGUGACGCAAUGGUGGAAGAAGUUAUUGAGGUAGUAACUUCAACUACUUCAAAUGUUGUGGUUCAGAGCAGUGUUAGUGAGGUGGCAACAACACAUGAUUACCCAAUUUCAACACCACAAUCCCAAAAUGCGAUGGUUGGCGAUUUUAUUAAAAACCAACCAGUGCAGAAUGCAGAUGAACAACAAGCAUCAUUGAAUACAACAAGUGUAAUCUUGCAAACAGUGAUUGAUGCUCCAAAUGAAGUGGAUGACAUGAAAGAGUGUGGUAAUGUUUACAACCUGGAAGAGGAUGGUAAAACUGUUACAACAACAGAAUCACGCACAUAUCCAGAUGAAACUUGUACAAAUGUUUCUUUAAAAGAAAAAGAAUUCAUUCCAGAUCAAGACGAUAAAAUUACAUGUACACUCCCAACACCUUUAAGCUAUGAAGCUGCAUAUGAGGACUUCAGUAUUCGUUAUGAACAGGAAAUUUCACCAGAAUCCAGUACUUCAUCUUCACUAUCCAUCAUUUCUCCAAAAAUAACUCAAAUAAUUGAUCAGGAUUCAGAAGUUGCUGAAGCACAAGCAUCUGAUGUAGAAACAAGUCCACAAUUGGAUCAACCUACAUCAGUUUUAUCAGAAGAUGAAUUACCUGAAUCAGAUAUAAGAAAGUCACAAAGUGAGCAAACCAAAUCGUCAUCUGUGUCUAAUAAUGAUGAAAUUAUUCUGGUUGUGGUCAAUAAAGAGGACUGUACUAAAAUAACAGAUGUUUGCAAAUCAAACGAGCUGCAAACACAAGUGGAUGAGUCCGUUGAAAACAUUGUAGAAAACCAGGUUGUAACAACUGGGAACGUUUCUCGUAGCUCAAAAAUGUUGCUUGACACAAUUCCUAUAAUACAAAUUCAACCAUCAUCUACACGCAACUCGCCGCUCAAUCCUGAAUGCGAUGUCUCUUCUUUUAACAAAACCCACACUAUUGACACAACUGAUAAUGUAAAUACAUAUGAACAACAUCAAAUUGAUCAAACAGUGUCUGAUGAGAAACAGGAUGCUGAGACUAAAUAUGCACAAGAUACGUUAAACAUCAAGAACUCACAAACAUACCUGAAAAUAUUCUCACUGGGAAGAGUAUUGGUAUGGAAGAGGAUGGACAUGAGGAGGUUUUGCAUCAACCGCAAGAAAGUUCAAAAUGUACAUGUGCAUCAUGAUAGAGAUGAAUCAAUUUCGGACAAAUAUGAAACAUCUGAUGGUUUAGACACUGACCAGUCAUCUGGUAUUAGAGGUGAUAAAUGGGAAUUUGACACCAGUGAAACUCUCGCAGGUGGUCAGCCUGAGGUUUUUGUUGAGUUAGAAACCUUUGCCACAACAUCACUAUCAAGUGAACAUGCAACUGAUGCUACUUUUGAAAGAUCAGGAUCUACAGUCCUUCAUCUGCCAGAUAUCACAGAUGAAAAUGUCUCAGAAGAUCAGACAUUGUUUGGAGCUUAUAAAGUUGGUUCUUCGUACUCUAUACCUGAACAGAUGGCUAUUCUAAACGAAGUAGUUACACCAGAAAUGACUUGCUUUACUCAUGAAAUUGAAUCUGAUUUUGGCUUUGAAGCAACAACACCAACCGGCAACUUGCAGCAACCAACUGCUGAUGAAACUAACCAAGAAUCUCAAAAAGAGUUUACUGGUAUUGGGUAUGUAAGUUACCCAAUUGGAAAUCAAAAUAUUGAUCAAUUAAGAGAAAGUGUGCCAGACCAAUCACAAGUGAAGAAGAUUGAAACCGAAAAACAAACAGCUUCUCUUGUUGAAUCAAACGCAGUUGUGGAAGCAAAUAAAAGAAGCGAGAUUGUGAAAGAGGGUCUGACACAUUUUAAGGAAACUCAGCUGAGUUUUGAUUCCAUUUCCCACUUAGAUCUACCGUGUUAUUCAAGCUCUUGCAGCAGCUCUUCCGAAUCAGGAGAUGAAGAAGAGUUUGUUAUACUUCCUACCAGGAAUGAUGCAGUCAGCAGUCUUGAAAUGUGUAAUGUUGAUUCUGAGCCAAUUGCAGAGUCUACUGGUGAUGAACUUCUUUCUAUAAAAACAGAUGAGAAACAGCACCGGACUGUAGAUUGUGAAAACCAAGAUUUUUCCACAAUUGAUGAGGUUUUUGAAGAAACUGAAAAUGUUUGUGUCUCUAAUACAAUAACUUAUAAUGCACCUGUAUCAAAAGUUGACAUGGGGAAACAUAUAACAGAUACAAGUUUUAUGGUUGCUACUGAAACAGAGUAUUCUUCAAACCAAGAGGCUUUAAAAAGAAACUCUGAAAUCACUUAUGUCAAUGUGCUUUCUAAUGAAGAAAAGUUAACUACCAUAUGUCAUGAUGAUAAUACGAUUGCUACAACUGUUACAAACUAUGAAGCUGAUUUACCCCAGUGUUCUGAUUCUUCUUCAAAUGAUACAGUCAAGGUUUGUCCACCUGUGCAUGUAAUGACAACAGAUACUGCAUAUGCGCGUCAAAUGACAACUGAAAAAUUGUAUCAUGAUCCUGUGGACACUGGAGAAAAGUUUCAGCCUGGCUUAAAAAUUAUUGAACAAGAAGCCCAAGAUUCUGGUUUUAAUCUAAACUGUUCAGCAAGUAAUAAUGAUGAAAGCGGACAAACAGAAACAUUUGAUUUGUACCCAAUACUACAUAGCCGGGAACCUGAUGAUGAGUUAGUUGUUGUUAAAGAUCAAUAUAAAGAAGCUUGGGAAGAAAAAGAAACUGAGGAAUACAUUCCUAUUCAGUACUCCAUUACAGAAGUAAAUGAACAAGCAGUAAAAACAUUAGAUGUUUCUGCAAAUGAUUCUGGUGUUGUGCUUGAUCAGUCUGUUAAUGCAGACAAUGAGUUUGGUAUGAAAGAUACUACAUUGCAAGGUCCACAUCCCAUACAUUCCACUUUUGUUGUGAAUGGAGAUGUUCCAAACGAAAUGUAUGAGUUUAGCGGUGAUCCAAAUGAUACCAUGGAUAAUGUUGAGCACAUUACUCCAUUUACAGCUGAAGCUCAGAUAUUGAAUGAAGCAAAUGGAUGUUCACUGGCACAAGAACUAGCCGAUGCAAUGGCACCAGGUAUUCAACAUGGAUCAUAUUACCCUGAUAACCUGGGUGAUUCUGAAAUGAACGAAACUGAAUAUAAUGCAGAUAUAAUGUCAUCACAAGACCAUUUAACUGGUUUGAAGCAAUCUGAUGAAAUUUAUGAAAGUAUAACAGAACAACCAAAUGUUAGUCAUACCAUGACUUGCUUUACACAGCACUCAAACAUGGAAGGUGAAACAAUACUUCAGUCAAAUGAAAAUCAAGAUGUUAACUUUGCUUCAUGCAAUGAUAGAGAUCUGGAGGAAAUUAAUAAACUUCAGUCACAUGGUUGGUCACAGUUCACUGAAGAUACAAAUGAUCCCAUUGAUGAAGUGUCAAGAUCUGAUUUAUCUCCAAAUGGUGGUGCUGAAACUUGUUUUUCUUCAGUUCAUACCGGUUUGUACACAAGCAACCAGUGUGUCGAAUAUAGCAAUGAAACAUUUAUGGAAUACAAAAAUGAUCUAGAUGUAGAUAAAGUGAAUGAUGAUUUGUAUUACAAUGUCCAUGAUGCAUCAGAACUACCUGUAUAUGCUGACCAAAGCAUGGGUCAGGAUGAACCUACAGAUUUGUUGGUGAUUAAAUCAAGUGACAGUGGAGAUAUUGAAUUAAAACAAGCACAAGUUGUAACACUUGAAACUCCCGAAUCCAGACUUUCUAUGCUUGAAACUGUACAACCAUUUGCUGAGAACAGUGGAACUGAAAUUGAAGGAAAUCCUGACAAAAAUCGUUUUAAAAGAUUUUCAGAGUAUGACUGGACAAAAACUCCGGCUAAUUCCGGUGAAAUUGAUGAUGAUUGUUCAACUUCUUCUUCAUCCACAUCCAAUCCAGACUCUGAAUCUGGAAAUGACUCUGAUCACAUCCCUUUUACUAAUGUACUCACAUGUGGAACCAUAGUUGUGUCAGAGUCAACUGAGCUGUUGGUUCCUGCUGAUGCGGAGUUUAAUCAAUUGGAACAGCAUCAUGCAGUAGAAUCCAGCAUGGGACUAAAUGUAUCAAGCAUACCAGCAUCAUCAUCAAACUUGGAGUUUUCCUCAUUCGCUGAAGAUCGAGCAACUACUUCCUGUAUCACAACCUCUAAGUACGAAGACAAAAUAACAUUAGCUCCUGUAUUUCCCAAAGCACAUGGAGUGUUUCGUAGCCAGUCAGAAUCACAGGGAGAUUUACCAAAUAAUCGAAUUGAUUCUGAUGCAUUUUCGGACACAGAUGUAAUGUUGGAUAACUCUGACUAUGAGUCAGAUGAAAAGCUUGAAAAUACAUCACUUUUAAAUCCCACUAAACACAUUUCAAGUGAAGAUAGGAUGGAAGCCGAAGCAUUCAUAACACCAACUAGCAUCGGUUUAGAAGAAGGUGCAAAUUUAUGUAAACGGUUCGCCAGACCUGUAUCUCCUACACCACCCAGAGAUAUGGAAACUACAUCUAAUAAUAAAGAUGAUGUUGUUGUAGCAAACGUUGAUGAUAAUAGUGAAGCUCCUAUGACUCCAAAUUUUCCUAGAGUGUCAGUAGCAGCACGUUUAAUGUCAACAGAUAUGAGAGAACUCUCCCCUGCCCCAGCCUCAUGUGAAUCCAUGGGAGAAGCUUCAGCAAAUGAUGAGUUUUCGUUCCGAAACUUCCCACCUCGGCAUGCAGUUUCUCGCUCAAUAGACUCAGCUGCCACUGUGUUUCAAUUUUCCUCUACAGAAGCUUUUCCCUUCGAUGGAUUCAGUGCAUCAUCAUCACGAGUAAUUUCUCUAACCACCGACCAGGCUUCUGUAGAAGAACCAUGCAUUCUAGAUGAAACACAACAAGAUCACAUUCACACUGAUAAUGAAAAUAUAGAUCAUGCCUCUCUGGAAGUGCAAUCCAGCUUUGAAUCGCAAAGAGAAGGGAUGCAAUCUGUUACUGCACCUGGAUAUAUGUCAAUGACAUUACCGGAUCAAUCUACUUCUGCAAAUGUUUAUUCCAUGGGUCCAGUUACCACCUCCACCUGUAAAGAAUCCUUUAGUGUCACAAGUCAAGUAGAAAGAGAACAAUCCAAUGUGAAUGUUAUUCCACAACAUUGCAUGACUUCCUUUUCUGAAAAGUUUUCCAAAUUUGUAGAAAUUAUGGAAAAGGAGGGAGUACCUUGUUCACCAGUUGAGCAUGAGCCACUUUCCAUACCAAUUGAAGGAUAUAUGGAAAUCAUGGACCCUGCUCGAGCCAGAGCAGAAGCAGCUAGGUUUGAAGACAUGGCGUAUAUGGAUAUAGCAUACCAGGCCAACUCAGAAGAGUACAAUAUAACAACACGUUCCCGUCACAGUACAGGUCAAGAAAUUAAGGCAAUUGCAGAUGACAUCCUGUUAACUGAAGACAGCUCUGAAUCAAUUGAAAUGGACAGUGUUGUGACUCCACAGGGAACUUUGUUACACACCAUAUUGCAAACUAGUGAAGAGCAUGAAACAUUAGGCAAAAGCUCAACAGAGUUUUCUAAAACUAAAACGGAUUCAGAACUGUCUCAUGGUGAUGAAUUGCCUAAAGCAAAACUUGAAAAGGUUAAAACAAGUCGAAUUCCAGUUUCAAAAAUGACCAAACCCAAACCUGUUGCUCAGAGAAAACGAGAAGAUCCUGUUUCACCUGGUUUAUCCCGUAGCCUCCCCUUGCGCUCUUCUGGGAAGAAAAAAAGAGAUAAUACCUCCUCUUUCACGAAAAGAAAGGGUUUGUCAAGAAGCACAUCCGCAUCUAAACUUCCUGUAAGGCGUAGCACUGAAAGUCAACGUCCAAAAUCAAAGAAAACUAAACAGAAACCACAAAACCAAGAUUGUGAUAAUUCUAUUGCUAGUCAAUCUUCUUUGGCAAGUCAAGGGAGUUGUUCUUCCACAGUUUCACGAUCGUCAUCAACCAGCUCAAUGAGAUCUCUAAAGUUUCGCAAAAGUGGUGGAAGUUCCCCAGUACAGGAAACAAGUAUUUUUCGAUCUGAAGCAUUUGUUAGCAAGACAAUGGGUAAUGAGAAAUACAUUGCACUGCGUGAAGGUGUGUUCACAUAUAAAACUUCUCCGGCAGAAGAAAAAGAAAAGAAAAACAGAAAUAAAACAACAUCACCUGGCCAAACUAAUACUGCAACAACACAAAUAAGAACUUUGAAAUCAACUGGAAUUCCAGUGCCUUCCCGACUUCACGGUCAUGCAACUGCUCCUUAUGCCUGUGAUACAACAAAGUCUACAUCUUAUACAAAUGAAGAAACGCAUUUUUUAGCUGAUAGCCCGAGCCUCUCAGGGUCAACCACAUUAACCUUUGAACGCUCGGGCGCAAACCUCGAUAGUGUAGAAGUAAAAACUUCCAGUACUGUGAGUACCACAUACAGUACAAGCGGUGUGAAAAUAUCUUCAAAUUUUGCAACUUCCCUACACGAUACAAUGAAAACAUUGUGUACAACAUCAGAGGGAACUUCAACAACUAUGCAUGAAUACAGUGAAGACUACAGUACAACACAUACAGAAGAUACAAUAAAUCGCGUUUCACACCUGUCAGAAUCAAGUAGUUCUUAUCGAGACAGUAUUAGUGCAGAAAGUAUGGAAAGUACUUCACCUUUGUCAUCUGACUCUAUGGACUGCAGUUGCAACUCAGUCAUUAGAGAGAUAGAACAAGAAGCUGACACACUUUCUAUUACAUCUGAUUCUUUGGAAAAUGAGCCAUCUGAUUUCAUGCGAACAAAUUUUAAAACAGAAAUGAACAAUUCUGUUGUAGUUACUUCUUUAUUGUCAAAUCUUGUGCAUAGCUCUGGUAUUCAAAAUGCAACAUCGAGCUCUCAAGCAGUAUCUACAAGUGCACACUUUGGCCAAAUGAUGUCUCUCGAACAUGCUGGUUCUGAAGUACAUCAGGAUGGACAAAGACGAACUAGGAUACCAUCUGAAAAAGAUGCUUUGGAGCAAAAGCAUCAGGCCAUUGCUUCACAGCUUGGUCUGCAAUGGCCACAGUUAGCUGGUGCUCUUGGUCUAAAUGCAGAUGAUGUGUGGAAGGUGCAGAAGCAUGGAGACGGUGGGAAUCCAGGUGAACAAAGUUCAAGAAUGCUUCAGAUGUGGUUGGAAAGAAGUGGAGACAAAGCAACAGAUGAACAGUUAAGUGCUGGAUUAAAUAGUAUUGGUCGAGGAGAUUUGUGCUACUUGCUUGAGGAUCCAGUUUUUCAUUAUGGUGAGGUUGAUCCAUCUCUACAUAUGGACAGACACCUUCAUUACGAUACUUCAGGUUUCAAUGCAUUAACCGAUGAGUUAGGUUCAGCAACCCCUACUCCUGGUCAUGUAAGUUCUCCUUACCCCUUCACAAAUAGAGAAAACAGACCACAAAUUAGUACAUCCACACCUACACCAGCUAUUAAGGCUGAAAAUGAAACAGUAAAUGGAGAUCUUUCUGUAAUAACUCCAUCCACAACUGGAGUAGAUGACGAUGAUGAUUACAACACGCCACACUUCAUAUAUGUUGCUGAUGAAGAUGAUGGUGCACAAGAGAAUAAUGUUGAAGAUCAUGAUCAAAGUUCAAUUAAAAGUGAGGAAAAUGCUCAAAGAUCACGAAAAUCAUCAUCAGCUUCAUCUUCUACCACAAGCGGAGAACACAGCAUGACUGAAGAUAAUAUGGUGGCGGAUACCAAAGAAACUGCUGAAAGUGUUAAAAGUGAAGAAAACAAUGAUGAGGAACGAAAUGGAAAUAAUGAUUUGUACCAACCCGGUAGCAGUGAUACUGCUGAUGUUCCAGAAGAAAAUGUCAUCACCAGCACAACUACGAUUAUAAGAACAAUAGUAGUUCAAACAGACUCUCCGCAAACAGUUGAGCUACCAUCCCC